This is a messenger RNA of Elephantulus edwardii (Cape elephant shrew), 930 nucleotides long. Its product is annotated as olfactory receptor 149-like. The transcript has a single exon. Bases 1 to 930 code for a protein of 309 amino acids. Gene Ontology annotation, molecular function: G protein-coupled receptor activity; olfactory receptor activity. Lineage: Eukaryota; Metazoa; Chordata; Mammalia; Macroscelidea; Macroscelididae. The record is from RefSeq and is a predicted model, not a curated record. Gene Ontology annotation, cellular component: membrane. Gene Ontology annotation, biological process: G protein-coupled receptor signaling pathway.
AUGAGGAAUCGUUCAGUAGUGACUCAAUUUAUACUGCUGGGUAUCCCACACACAGAGCAUCUGGAAGACAUGCUCUUUGCCUUGUUUUUGUCCUUUUACCUCUUCACCCUCAUGGGGAAUCUGCUCAUCCUGCUCGCGAUUAUCUCCUCCACUCGACUUCACACUCCUAUGUAUUUCUUUCUGUGCAAGCUAUCUGUUUUUGACAUCUUUUUCCCGUCAGUGAGCUCCCCCAAGAUGCUGUUCUAUCUCUCAGGGAAUAGCCGCACAAUCUCCUAUGCUGGCUGUGUGUGCCAGCUCUUCUUUUACCAUUUCCUGGGCUGCACUGAGUGCUUUCUGUACACCGUGAUGGCCUAUGACCGCUUUGUGGCCAUAUGUUACCCUCUGCGCUACACAGUCAUCAUGAGCCACAGAAUAUGCGCCAUCCUGGCCAUGGGGACCUCAGUUUUUGGCUGUAUUCAGGCAAUCUUUCUAACUACUCUGACAUUCCAAUUGCCGUACUGUGGUCCCAAUGAGGUGGACUAUUACUUCUGUGAUAUUCCAGUGAUGUUGAAGCUAGCCUGUGCAGAUACCUCAGCCUUGGAGAUGGUGGGAUUCAUUAGUGUGGGCCUCAUGCCUCUCAGCUGCUUCCUUCUCAUUCUAACCUCCUACAGCCGUAUUGUCUAUUCCAUCUUGCAGAUCCGCUCUGCAGAGGGUCGACGUCGUGCCUUCUCCACCUGCAGUGCCCACCUCACUGCCAUUCUUCUCUUCUACAUGCCUGUGGUCCUCAUCUACCUGCAACCCACCCCUAGUCCCUGGCUUAAUGCAACUGUUCAAGUCUUGAACAACCUGGUCACGCCCAUGCUGAACCCCUUGAUUUACAGCCUCCGGAAUAAGGAGGUGAAAUCAUCUCUAAGAAAAAUCCUACACCAGUUGGGUUUCCCUUCUGAGUAG